AGGACGCCAGGUGCCGCGGGGGCCGCCGGGAAAUGUAGUUCGCUGGCCAGGGGCGCGCCCCCCCGGGGCGGUAGGUCGGGGAGCAGAGGGGAGACUACGAUUCCCAGCGGGAGCCGCGCGUGGGGUACGAAAGAGGAACCCGCAGGACACCCUGUGGUUGGGGGCUUCCUGUUGGCGCCUUAGCAGUGGCUCGCUGCCCUGAACUGGUCCACGUGGAGCUGGGAGACGUGUGCCCCAAGGAGCCCGAAGCCAACCACAAGCCCAAACCUCUAGUCACAGCCUUGGCAGAUUAAUUUGGGAGGAAUGGUGAAUGAGCUGGGUGAAGCAAACGAGAAGUGGAUAUAGAGGAGAUCGUGCUUGUUUCGCAGCGGCCCCCGAGUUCCCUCCUGCUGAGCCAUCCGGUGCAGGCGUGCCGAAGCCCCAGCCCGCCGGAUUCCCCUAUGCAGUUGUGGACCGGCACCUGGCAUCGUUGGACAUGGCAGUCCCGUGUUUCAUCCUCCUGACUAGACUAUUUGUGGACGUGACCAGCAAAUCUACAGAGAGCACGGUCCCGUCUGCAGAGUGUUGUAUGGAUAUGCCGGACACAAACUUCACCUGCCCAGCCACAGAGCACUGUAGCCCAGGUUGCUACAGGCGCUGGGGCGACGACGGGAGCAGCAGCUGCGUUAAGUGCAGGAAUGAGACGCUCCCUACAGGGUCCUCGAUCAACGGGACCGAGUGCCGAAACGCUGGUGGCAAAGGGAUGCCUGUCUCAGAGAACAGGAGCACCACUGGGCCCAUGUCCCAUAAUUUAGGAGGCCCCCAGGUAACCGCUUCACUGUUCUUGGGCACCUUCUGCGCCAGCUCUUUCCUGAUCCUGACGGUGGCUCUGUUCUUCUACCUCAAGCGAACCCGCAAGCUGCCUGGUUUCUUCUACAGGAGGAAUAAAGCCUCGGCCCUGCAGCCUAGUGAAGCAGCCGCCAUGAUGCCUCCUCCUCCUCCAACCUCCUCAGUUCGAAAGCCGCGCUACGUCCGGCGGGAGCGGUCCCUGGCAGUGAACGCCACUCCAUCCACAGCCUCCGCCGCUGAGACCAGGGUCAGCAACGUCUAGCCACCAGAAUCUGCUCCGAGGCUCCUUCCACCCCACACCGAGGGCUAAAGAGACUGCCUGCAUCCCCAGAGGGGCGAGAGCAGGGGCCGGGGCAGCUGGCGGUGAGGUGGGCCUGUGCCGGGAGAGAUGAGUUUAUGCCAAAUUCAUGUCAGAGCAGUGGACUGGUGUGGGGCAGGGGCUGGGCUGGGGCUACCUAGCAUCAAGUAUAUUCUAGCCUCGCGCAUUUCACUGAGGGCAUGGAGAGAGGGACCUGGCUACCGUAAUGGCAAACUGAGUCAGGGUGAAGUCCACUGUGGCACGAUAAGGGUGCCCUCCCACUUCCCCAAGGCCCGGAGCCAAAGGCGUGACAGCUUAGGCUGGGUCUCUGUCAGGCCCCGGAGCUCUUGAGAGAUGGAUAUGGGGGAUAAGGAAGGGGUGGGGGUGGCCGAUCCAGCCGAGAAUCUCUAGCCCCGGGCGGGCGGCGCUGGGCUUGGGUCUGUUGGGGCAGCCUGCCUCUGAGGGCUGAGGCUGGGGCUGGGUAGAUGACCGCUUCCUCCCAAGAGAUUGCUCUGCUCCAGGGGACUCCAACCACACCAAGCAGUCAGGGGCAGGGCUUUCUCCUGGGGCUGAAGGCUGAGGUUGGGGCGUUUCUAAACCAGAAAUGGCGGCCAGGAGCCGAGAGCUCUGGGCUCCCCCUGUGUCCCAUGAGACUCUUCCUCUGGAGGCCGAAGACAAGGGGCUCCCCUCCCCUAUUGAAUGAGUUUCCCAACUGCACUUUGGCCCUGGGCCCGAGGCUCCUGGCCCGCCUCUCCGUGACCUGCGGCCGGCAGCCAGCAGGGAGCUGAGCCUGGAUGAGGGAGCCCCAGGGCCGGGCCCAGCCGGAUCUUCGGGUUGGGCAACUUUCUGGGAAAUGUCUAUCACGUACUGGGCCUAGAGCUGGCAAGGACCGGCCACUGCGGGCCCUGCCGGUGAUGGGAAGCCCCAGAGGACCAGAAAGGCAGUGAGUGACAAUCUUCCUCAACCAUCCCCUAUAAGACCUGACCCCGGACCAAAGCUCAUCAUGGGGGAGGGGAACAGGAGCCAGGUGCUCGUCAUUGGAAACAUCACUAGUGAAGUGGGCGGCCUCAGGUUCAAGGCAACCAGCUGCCCCUUGACGACUAAAUGCUAGGAGGAAUUAAAGGGGGAAGUGUAGACAGCCCAAGCUGGGGAAGGAUUGGAAGGGGGAGGGGUAGCUUGGUUAAACUGGAAGUAUAGCUGGGGCCCUCUGGAGAGGGGUUGGAAGGAGGGCAUUUAGAUGGCCUAGGAUAGAGUGGGAAGGGAGAGGUUUGAAAUGCCUGAGCUGCAGAGGGAUGGGAAUGAGGAGGGGUCGGCAGCCCAAACUAGAGUGAAGGAAGAAGAAAGUGUAGACAGACAACUCUGGAGAAAGUUGAAAGGGGAAGUUAAGGCACUCCAAGCUAGAUAGGGGUCAGAAGAGGGAGGUAUAGAUGGGCCAAGGAGAAGGGUGGGAAGGGGAAGGUGUAGACAGACUGCACUGGAGAGUGAAUUGGAAGGGAAGUGUAGAUACUCAAAGCUGGAGACAGGCUGGAAGGAGGAGGUGCAGGCUGCUCAAGUUAUGAGAGAGUAGGAAAGGGGACACAUGGACAGUCGUAGCUGGAGAUGGGUGGGAAGGGGAAGGUGUAGGCAACCCCCUGUAGGGAGGAGUUGAAAGGGAAAGUUGAGGACAGCCCCAGUGGUCCAGCAUCUCUAGCUGUUGGGUCAGUGGGACCGCCCAUCUCGGGUCUGAGCCCAUAGCAAACUGAGCCCAGAUUGGCAGAUGGAUUCUGCUUUUGGGGAAAGGAUCUCUAUACAACAAGGUCCAUAGAGGUCAGGGGUGCAGUCCAGGAAUGCAGUGGGGCUGCAAGAACCCUCUCUUUGGGUGGCUGGUCAUUUCUCCCCCAUCUUAUAAGAUCCGGGGCGUCCUCCAGUACCCCCAAUUCCACUGAGGGUGGGGUGCUGGCCAGAUAUGCAAUAAGGCUGCAGGAGCCCUCCCUUUGGGUGGUUGGCCACCUCUGCCCCGUUCCGUGGGAUCUGAGGGAGGGAAGUGGUCCCUGGGAACAGGCAGGUGGGUUGUGAGAAACCCGCUGUCCCCCUCAGCCUGGGACAGCAGCUCCUGGAUGAAGCUGAGGGUGGCAGUGACACCGCUGGGUCCCUAAGUUUUCCUCUCAUGGGAGCCCAAGGCUAAGGGGCUGCUGGCAGGCCAAUGCCACCUUUGCACUGUGAUGUUUUGUAUCUUUUUCUACAGUUGUGUUAAUAAAUGCCCAU
Tachyglossus aculeatus (Australian echidna) is the source of this 3370-nucleotide messenger RNA. RefSeq names its product chromosome 5 C1orf159 homolog (gene C5H1orf159). Bases 311 to 1090 code for a protein of 259 amino acids. The record is from RefSeq and is a predicted model, not a curated record. The transcript has 11 exons. NCBI's taxonomy places the organism in Eukaryota, Metazoa, Chordata, Mammalia, Monotremata, Tachyglossidae.